Humulus lupulus (European hop) is the source of this 1407-nucleotide messenger RNA. RefSeq names its product exopolygalacturonase-like. Lineage: Eukaryota; Viridiplantae; Streptophyta; Magnoliopsida; Rosales; Cannabaceae. The record is from RefSeq and is a predicted model, not a curated record. The transcript is spliced from 5 exons. Gene Ontology annotation, molecular function: polygalacturonase activity. Gene Ontology annotation, biological process: carbohydrate metabolic process. Bases 1 to 1266 code for a protein of 421 amino acids.
AUGUCUAGAUUAAAAUUUUACAAUGCCAUUAUCAAUCUCGUCUUUUGUAGUGUUUGUCUGGUCUGUUGUGAGGCCAAAAAACCGCCAUUGCCUCCAAGUCGUGAUACUUUACGGGGUACCAAAUUGGGUAAUAAAGCUGUUCCUGGUGAGAAAAUCUUUAAUGUAAAGAACUUUGGAGCCAUCGCAAAUGGAAAAAAAGAUGGCACACAGGCUUUCAUGAAAACAUGGGUUGCAGCAUGCCACUUCAAAGGAAGAGCCAGAGUGCUCAUCCCACCAGGGGCUUACGCUCUAGGACCACUCAUAUUUGCAGGGCCAUGCAGUGGUCCAAGCCCCAUUAUUGUUCAAGUUUCAGGCACUUUGAAAGGUGAUACAGAUAUUUCCCUCUACGAAGAACCUGCAUGGUUCCAAUUUGAAUCCGUGAACGGCUUAAUCGUCACCGGCGGUGGCUCUUUCGAUGGCCAAGGUCAAUCUGUCUGGAAAUAUAACGAUUGCAAGAACAACAAUGACUGUGCUCAACUCCCCUCUAACAUAAAGUUGAAUAAGGUCUCAAAUGCUAUCUUGAGAGGCUUUACUUCAGCAGACAGCAAAGGGGUUCACAUCUUCAUAACCAAUUCUCAGAACAUUAGGCUGAAGAGGCUUCAUAUACUUGCCCCAGCUGAUAGCCCAAAUACCGAUGGAGUUCAUAUUAGUACCUCAAACAAUGUCAAAGUAAGCAAAACUAUUAUUGGUACUGGUGAUGAUUGCAUUGGUAUGAUCAAAGGUUCCACCGACAUUGCCAUCAACAGAGUUAUUUGUGGCCCUGGACAUGGCAUUAGCAUUGGUAGCCUGGGAAAGUAUGAGAAUGAGGAAGAUGUAAGAGGCAUUACAGUGAAGAACACCACAUUUUUUAAAACAGACAAUGGAAUCAGAAUCAAGACAUGGCCAGGAUCAACUCCAAGUCAAGCUACUAGCAUGAUUUUCCAAGACCUAGUUAUGGAUAAUGUCAGAAACCCCAUCAUCAUCGACCAAGGCUACUGUCCCAAUGGUUGCAACAAACAGCCAUCUCGAGUAAAGAUUAGUAACAUUCAAUACAUAAACAUAAGAGGAACUUCGAGCUCAGAAGUGGCUGUGAAUUUGAUGUGCAGCCCACAAUAUCAGUGUGAAAAUAUUCACCUAUUCAACAUCAACUUGAGACAUUUGGGCAAAGGACCAGCCACUGCCACGUGUUCGAAUGCAAGAGUAAGCAGUUUUGGGGGAUUUCAAAGCCCACGUGUAACUUGUCAUUAGUUGCAUUAAUUGAUUAAUUUAAAAGAAUUAUUUGGAAGAAAAAAUUACAACCUUCUUCUGAUCGAUGAUUUAUAUUGCUCAACAAAUAAUUAAUUAAUACUUAAUUGAUUUGAUUAUGUAUAAUGUACAAGGGAGAAAAUG